UAAUUUUCCUUUUCAUUCGAAAUAUCAUUUCAAGAAAAAAUUCAUCAAUAGAGAUCAGAGCAUUCUCACCGGUAAAUCGGACUUAAACCAACUUGUUCAUCUUGAGAAACUUAAAAAAAAAUGUCUCAUGGCAGAUGCAGGCGUAGAUUAUUUACCGACUUACACUACGGGAAGUCAAUGACUCGCCGAUAAUUCAUCACUCCUGGAAUGAGCAUGCUUGUGAAACAAGACGCGGAAGAUUGCGAAGUAGAUACUCUGCUUUAUGGUGAAAAAUUUACAGAAAAACUUAUGGCGGCUAAAUCUGCAGAAAAGUCCAGUAAGGAACUUGUAAAGCAGCCAACGAAAACAACUAGUGACAAUUACAGGAAAAGGGCAUUUCAAAAAGUACCAAGAAGAAUCGCCAGGGAGAACACCAGAGAUAUCAACGGAAUCGCCCAUACGAGAAAUCUCGUCAUUAAAUCAAGAUAUGAAAUUCCUUUCAUAUCCAAACCUCAACAAGUCGAUGCUCCCAAGGAGCAAUCGUAUUCGGCACAAGAGGAAAUAGAGUACAAUAAAGCAAUUGAAAAAUUAAUUAAAAAAGGGGCGGUGUCAAUAUGUUUACCUGUCAAAAAUCAAUUUUUAUCCAGAUAUUUUUUAGCUGAAAAGUCUAGCGGAGAAAAAAGAUUUAUUCUAAAAUUAAAAAAAUUUUAACAAAUUUCUCGAACCUCUUCACUUUAAGCUAGUGGAUAGAAAAAUUGUUGCGAGAGUCUUAUUUGAAGGAGCUUUCUUGGUAACUCUGGAUCUAACAGAUGCCUUUUUAUUAAUUCCGGAAGUCACCUCGUAUAAAAAAUAUUUCAGAUUUAUGUUGAAAGGCAACUAUUAUGAAUUUAAUUGCGUGCCUUUCGGGCUAUGCACGGCCCCUUUGAUAUUCACAAAACUUAUGAAACCGGUGGUAGACAAUUUAAGAUCGUGUUUCCUUUUAUCAGUCGUUUAUUCAGACGACUUGUUAAUCGGUAAAACAAAAGAAGAAUGCCUCAAAAAUAUUGAAGUGACUCGAGAAUUAUUAAAAAACCUAGGAUUUAUUGUAAACUUUGAGAAAUCUAAUAUUAUUCCGUCAAAAAAUGUCAAAUACUUAGGAUUUAAUUAGAACACGCGAAAAAUAACAAUUGAAUUAACCACGGAAAAGAAAGAAACUAUUUAUAAAAAAGAGCGUGCUAUAUUUUGAGCAGAU
Molecule: messenger RNA, 1210 nt
Organism: Leptopilina heterotoma
Lineage: Eukaryota; Metazoa; Arthropoda; Insecta; Hymenoptera; Figitidae
Exons: 4
Coding region: 208-690 (160 amino acids)
Source: RefSeq, a predicted model, not a curated record